GCCAAAGAUUGCACCGUCCUUGAUGCUGCUCCCCAGUGUUCGCUAAUCUCUUGAUGCAUCUUCCCAUCAUGGCCGUAUCAGAUAAUGUGUUCCGCGGCACCGACUCGGUGGCCGACUUCUACGACCCCGACAAGAACCCCCCACUGCCACUGGUCGAGAUUCCCGAACGCUUGAACCCGUACAGGCAAGAUGGUGUGCGGAUAUACGCCAAGAUGCUCACGCAUCUGCCUGCCCAAAACGUCAAAUCUUUACCCGCACUCAAGAUGCUUCGAGGAAUCCCAGAGGCACAAGAUAAGGCCAUCGUUGAAGCAAGUUCCGGAUCGACCGUGCUAUCGCUUGGAAUCAUUGCCCGCGUACUCUGGGGCCAUGAGAACGUCAACGCAUAUGUGACGAAUAAGAAACACCCCGAGUCACUCAACCUGCUUCGCUUUUUCGGCAUAACACCACAUCUGUAUGGUGGGCUCGCACAGCAAGAACCAACAGACGAAUCGGGGAUUAUGUGUCGGCUGCGGCGGCUCGCGGCGAAUCAGGAUGAUACCACAUAUCCGGGGCAAUAUGAUAACGAAAAUAACUGGAAAGCACAUGAGCAAUGGACAGGGCCGCAGAUACUCAGACAACUUCCAGAAAUCAACAUAUUGUGCACCACAGUGGGUACCGGAGGCUGUAUCACUGGGACAGCAUCCUAUCUCAAGGCACAAAAGCCGUCAUGUCGCACACUAGGAGUGUUCAAUGUGUUUGGUGAUCCGACUCCUGGGCCGAGGCACUUCCAAGGUUUCAAUACAUGCGGUUUUCCUUGGACACAGAACGUCGAUACAUUUGUCGAAGUGCCAUCAACGGACUCGUUUCGCAUGUCAAUGAAACUGACGAGGGAAGGCCUAAUCGCCGGCCCCUCGUCUGGGCAAGCACUGAAAGGUCUACUCGACUAUCUUGGGCAGCUCAAGAAAACUGGCACAUUAACCCAGCUUGCCGACGAGACAACGGGGGAAGUAUCCUGUGUGUUUACAUGCAGCGAUUUACCGUACCAGUACCUCCCGCAAUACUUUGAGAAAUUAGAUGCCGAGGAGUUCCCACCCAUUGAAAACAAGAUCCUCCUACAAUGCGAUCAAGCACGCCACGACGAGCGCUGGAUCCUCGAACCAGCCCAGGUCGCCGCCAUGCUCCGGCUCACACCAUCACCCUCCCAAUCCCCCCACAAGAACGAAACCAACAUCUCCUCCACCAGCCUCGACUCCUCUCUCGAACCCCCGCAAACCCCCGCCACCACCCGCCCUCCAACCAUCUGGUCAACCCUCCGAUCCUGCCUCGCCGGCCUCUUCCACCCCAGCCCCCCAACCCCAACCUCACCACCAGCAAACCACCACCCCGUUUGCUGCACCGCCCACCCAACCCCCCCAACCAACACCACCACUACAACCCCCCUAAUCAUCGACCUCCGCCCCACCCCCUCCUUCAGCACCAACCACAUCCCGCACUCCCUCCCCCUCGCCCUCGAAGCCCUCACCCCCUCCCAGCGCGCAGCGGGGGACCUCUUCGGCGACCCCGACGCCAUCCACCGCGCGUGGACGGGCAUCCAAGCGCUUGUUUCGCGUCCCGAGGUGGGGGCGGUGUUGGAGAGGGUGAAGAGGGAGGGGAGGGCGGUGCUGGUGGUGUGUGAAGAUGGGGAUGCGGGGAGGUUGGGGACUGCGACGUUGAGGGAGAGGGGGGUGGAGGCGUUUAGUGUGAAGGGGGGGUGGAGGGGGUUGGGGGGGGUUUCGGCGUGAUGGUUCAUGGAGGGGAGGGGGUGAUGGCGUGAGGUGCUAAAAGGGAUGGGG
Messenger RNA from Chaetomium fimeti, 1811 nucleotides. RefSeq names its product cysteine synthase. Gene Ontology annotation, molecular function: cysteine synthase activity. Gene Ontology annotation, cellular component: cytoplasm. The record is from RefSeq and is a predicted model, not a curated record. NCBI's taxonomy places the organism in Eukaryota, Fungi, Ascomycota, Sordariomycetes, Sordariales, Chaetomiaceae. The transcript is spliced from 6 exons. Bases 54 to 1760 code for a protein of 568 amino acids.